This is a messenger RNA of Sorex araneus (European shrew), 1398 nucleotides long. RefSeq names its product gastrula zinc finger protein XlCGF26.1-like. Bases 1 to 1398 code for a protein of 465 amino acids. Lineage: Eukaryota; Metazoa; Chordata; Mammalia; Eulipotyphla; Soricidae. The transcript has 2 exons. Gene Ontology annotation, biological process: regulation of transcription by RNA polymerase II. Gene Ontology annotation, cellular component: nucleus. The record is from RefSeq and is a predicted model, not a curated record. Gene Ontology annotation, molecular function: DNA-binding transcription factor activity, RNA polymerase II-specific; RNA polymerase II cis-regulatory region sequence-specific DNA binding.
AUGCCCUAUGUGUGCGAGCUCUGUGGGAAGGGCUUCCGCUACCCCACGUACCUGCAGGCUCACAGCGGGAUCCAUGUUGACCUCAAGAAGGCCUUUAACUGCCCUGAAUGCCCACAGAGAUUCCAGUAUCCCGGUAUGCUUGGUGCCCAUGCUAAAGUGCACUCUGGGGUCCCGCCUUUCGCCUGCGAGCAGUGUGGGAAACGCUUCAGGACUCACUCGAAUCUGCGAAACCACCGCCGGACCCACACCGGGGAGAGGCUGUAUGAAUGUGAGCAGUGUGGGAAAAGCCUCAGUACUCGCUUAACUCUGCGUCAGCACAACCUGAUCCACACCGGGGAGAGGCCGUCUCUCUCCAAUCUGCAGCAGCACAGCCUGAUUCACACUGGAGAGAAGCCAUAUGACUGCGAGCAGUGUGGGAAAAGCUUCAGGACUCGCUUAACUCUGCGCCAGCACAACCUGACCCACACCGGGGAGAGGCCUUAUGACUGCGAGGACUGUGGGAAAAGCUUCGGGACUAGCUCGAACCUGCGUAGGCACAGCCGAACCCACACUGAGGAUAGGCCAUAUAACUGCGAGCAGUGUGGGAAAAGCUUCAGUACUCGUUGGGUCCUACAUGAGCACAGCCGGAUCCACACUGGGGAGAGGCCAUAUGACUGUGAGCAGUGUGGGAAAAGCUUCAGGACUCGCUUAACUCUGCGUAAGCACAACCUGAUCCACACCGGGGAGAGGCCGUAUGACUGCAAGCAGUGUGGGAAAAGCUUCAGGGAUCGGUCCAGUCUGCAUCAGCACAGCCUGAUUCACACUGGAGAGAAGCCAUAUGACUGCGAGCAGUGUGGGAAAAGCUUCAGUACUCGUUGGGUCCUACAUGAGCACAGCCGGAUCCACACUGGGGAGAGGCCAUAUGACUGUGAGCAGUGUGGGAAAAGCUUCAGGACUCGCUUAGCUCUGCGUAAGCACAACCUGAUCCACACCGGGGAGAGGCCGUAUGACUGCAAGCAGUGUGGGAAAAGCUUCAGGGAUCGGUCCAGUCUGCAUCGGCACAGCCUGAUUCACACUGGAGAGAAGCCAUAUGACUGCGAGCAGUGUGGGAAAAGCUUCAGGACUCGCUUAACUCUGCGCCAGCACAACCGGAUCCACACCGGGGAGAGGCCGUAUGUCUGCGAGCAGUGUGGGAAAAGCUUCAGGACUCGCUUAACUCUGCGCCAGCACAACCGGAUCCACACCAGGGAGAGGCCGUAUGUCUGCGACCGGUGUGGGAAAAGCUUCAGUUCUCAAUCGAACCUGCGUACGCACAGCCGUACACACACUGAGGAGAGGCCGUAUGAUUGCGAGCAAUGUGGGAGAAGCUUCAGGACUCCCUCAAACCUGCGUAGGCACAGCUUGACCCAUAGUAACUAG